CCACUGGCCAUCGCCCGGACGGGUGGCUCGGGCGGUCAGGUCUUCGUGUACGCCGAAGAACGAUCCUCCACGGCGUUCGCCGGGGGUGGCCGGCAUAUUCACAGGACUUGGUCGGAGGGUCAUCAAGGAUCUUGAGAGAGUCUUUGUCGUCCUACCUGCUUCCAGUCUCUCAGCCUUCGCCCGGAUCUCUUCCCUCGGUCCACGAACACCUGCUCACGCCGCCUUCGUCCUACCCACUCCAUCCCACUCCUCACAUUAGUCGUGCUUCAACCUCGCAUGUCAGCUUACCCCUUACUCCUACUUCGUCGUUCACUGGUUCUUCCCACGAACAUACAUCUAUCCCAUCGACCCACAAAUCUGCUACGAUUACUCCCAUCCGUCAUCGGGCUACCGUUCCCUUCAUCUCCAUCCUCUUCCCCUACCAAGCGUCUUUCGUGGAUAUCUACUCUCAUCCUCUCGACGUGGUGACUCCACCUCAUAAUGUACUCAGCGGUUUCAUAUUCGAUCACCCCACCGCUGGGCGUCAUGUCUUCAUACCACUCGCCGCUCAAAUCUUCGCCGUUUCCGCUCGCCCUGAGACCCUUGGCGCCAACUUUUCAGAAGUUUUGCGUCCCUACGAUCCGAUGCGACUAUCGACUUCUCCAUCAGGACUGGUUGCCGACGUAUCUGCAUUGGAUCUCCGGGAAAGCCUCACGGCGUUGCUUGAUCUCGCGUCCGAUCAACUCGAGGGUAAACUCCUUGUGCUUGUGCUCGACAGGUCCGAGGCAGAUACACAGAGUCUCGGUCAGAUGCUACAUUCGCUCAUGUACGUUGGAGGCCAAGUCGUUGGACCUGGCGGGCUGGCAGGAGGUUUGGAAUGGGAUCGGGAGCGGUGGGUAAUGGUGGCAAUGGAGCUGUAGAGUAUAAUCCUGUGAUACAUCCAGGUUGCUGCU
This is a messenger RNA of Tremella mesenterica DSM 1558, 932 nucleotides long. RefSeq lists its product as uncharacterized. The record is from RefSeq and is a predicted model, not a curated record. The transcript is spliced from 2 exons. Lineage: Eukaryota; Fungi; Basidiomycota; Tremellomycetes; Tremellales; Tremellaceae. The coding region runs from base 481 to 879 and encodes 132 amino acids.